Messenger RNA from Pseudocercospora fijiensis CIRAD86, 1902 nucleotides. RefSeq lists its product as uncharacterized. The record is from RefSeq and is a predicted model, not a curated record. Bases 1 to 1902 code for a protein of 633 amino acids. Gene Ontology annotation, molecular function: flavin adenine dinucleotide binding; N,N-dimethylaniline monooxygenase activity; NADP binding. The transcript has 2 exons. Lineage: Eukaryota; Fungi; Ascomycota; Dothideomycetes; Mycosphaerellales; Mycosphaerellaceae.
AUGGCUACCGUGGAUGUACUCCGGAAAGGCGAUCUUUUGGGACCACAGCCAGAACAGGUGGAUCUCCAGGCAGACUUCGAGAAAGCACCUCAAUCUCCAACAUCAUUCGACCCUGUGGCCCUAAAGGAGAAAUAUAUCGAGGAGCGAGAUAGACGACUGAAGCAAUCGUUAUCAGGUAUCGAUCAGUAUCAGCUCAUCGACGAGGAAGGCCAAUUCGCACACUAUCUUAAGGACCCAUGGUGUGAGCCAUUUCAAAGAGAGCCCGUGUCGGAGGUAGACGAUGUAGUGAUCGUUGGCGGCGGUUAUGGCGCACAACUGGUCGCUGUCCGGCUGAUAGAAGCUGGUGUCAAGAACAUUCGUUUGCUCGAAAAAGCAGGUGACUUUGGUGGCACUUGGUAUUGGAAUCGUUACCCUGGCGCACAAUGCGAUAUAGAAUCGUACAUCUACAUGCCACUUCUCGAGGAAUUGGGCUAUAUGCCGACCGAGAAAUACGCAUAUGCUAGCGAGCUGCUUGCCCAUUCAGAAAGGAUCGGCAAACGAUACGGCUUGUAUGAGCGGACACUAUUUCAGACUGAAGUGCACGAGAUGCGAUGGGACGAAGCAUCAAGUCUCUGGACUAUCAAGACAGAUCGCAACGACGACAUCAAGAGCCGUUUCAUCAUCCCUGCCGCCGGACCAUUGCAUCGACCCAAGCUUCCAGGAGUCAAAGGCAUCGAUAAGUUCAAGGGAAAGAGCUUCCACUCCAGUCGGUGGGACUAUAACUACACAAAGGGACACAAUCGUGGGGACUUGACAGGUCUCAGCGAUAAGCGUGUCGGCGUCAUCGGAACAGGUGCGACUGCAGUCCAGAUCGUGCCUAAUGUGGCAAAGUACGCCAAAGAAACCUUCGUCUUCCAACGCACUCCAUCCUCCGUCGACGUGCGAGGGAACCGUCCCACAGACCCAGCUUGGGCACAAUCUCUGAAGCCAGGCUGGCAAAAAGAACGAAUGGAGAACUUCAACAUCAUCGUCAACGGCGGCGUACUCGAAACCGACCACGUCAACGACGGCUGGACCGACAUCCUCCACAAACUCCUCGCCCGCGGAGCCGCCAACGCCGACGACCCCGAAGCAGCCGCAGCAGAACGCCAAAUGGCCGACUUCGAAAAAAUGAACGAAGUCCGCGCCCGCACCGACGCCGUCAUCACCAAGAACAAAGAAACCGCCGACGCCUUGAAACCCUGGUACAAUCAACUCUGCAAACGCCCCUGUUUCCACGACGAAUACCUGCAAGCCUUCAACCAAGAAAACGUGCACCUGAUCGACACCCACGGCGCGGGAAUCUCCGAAAUCACAGAAAAAGGCAUCGUCGCCAACGGCCAAGAAUUCGAACUCGACUGCAUAAUCUACGCUACAGGUUUCGAGCUCGCGACGGACUGGUCCCAUCGUUCCAACAUGGAAAUCUACGGACGCAACGGCCAGUCCAUUACGGAAUGUUGGCGCGAAGGGACUCGAACUUUACACGGUUGGACGACGUAUGGAUUCCCGAAUUGUUUCUGGGUCCAGAUCGUACAGGCGGCUUUGGCGCCGAAUUUUUUGCAUGUGACUGGCGAACAAGCACGGCAUUUGGCGUAUGUGAUUCAGCAGAUUUUUCAUCGGGGGAUCCGGACGUUGGAGGCGAGUGAGAAGGCUGAGGCAGAAUGGAUUAAGACGAUUGAGGAGAUGGCGGUUUUAAGGGUCAAAUUUUUGGUGGAGUGUACGCCGGGGUAUUAUAAUAAUGAGGGAAGUCCGAGUAAAACGGGGCUGAGGAAUGCGACUUAUGGAGCUGGUGCGCCGGCGUUUCUUAAGAUUUUGGAGGACUGGAGGGCUGAGGAUAAGUUGGAGGGGUGUGAGGUUAGUUAUUUGGAGGAUGGGAAGAAAUAG